This is a messenger RNA of Aspergillus candidus, 1171 nucleotides long. Its product is annotated as cell division control protein 14. The record is from RefSeq and is a predicted model, not a curated record. The transcript has 2 exons. The coding region runs from base 156 to 1016 and encodes 286 amino acids. Lineage: Eukaryota; Fungi; Ascomycota; Eurotiomycetes; Eurotiales; Aspergillaceae.
CGGUUGUCUGGCUUGGCACUGGUGGGUAGAGAUAAAACACUGGCCUUGUCCGCACGCACGCAAACACCCACGCACACUCCCCUUAGACUUGGUUCCCUUAUUUCUUCCCCUUCUAUCCAUUUACCCUCUCCUCCGAAUCCAUUGGUUCCGUACUCAUGGAGGCUCUGUUGGCGCACUCCUUUGACUACCUCUCUUCGUACGAGCCCAGCAAAGUACGCAAAGGGCUACGCCAGGUCGAAGGGCUCCUCGCACAAAUAUGCCUGGCCAAGUCGAAACAGCCGGUGUCUGACAAACGCCGGUCCUUACUGUCGUUCGGGGGUCCACAACUCGUCCCGAAAUCCCUGUCUGAACUCGAAGAUGACCUCGCUUUUCGGGAAUUUUUCAAGUUGCAGGAGGGGUUUCAAUGGAAUGUCGGCAUGCGCCUAGUCAUCUGUCUCGAGCAUCUCCUAGGCCGAGGCAGUAACGGAACCAACGAUCUCCUCAUCCUCGCUACCCUCGACCUCAUCCAAGGGGCGCUGCUCCUGCACCCGCCGUCGCGGACCCUGUUCGGGCGCGAGAUUUACAUGAACCUGCUCCUGGACCUGCUCGACCCGAUCAAUUGCCCGGCCAUCCAGUCCGCCACCCUGUUGACCCUGGUGACGGCGCUGCUCGACCAUCCCGCCAACACGCGCACGUUCGAAGAAUUGGACGGUCUGCUCACGGUGACGUCGCUAUUCAAACAGCGCGCCACGUCGCGGGAGGUGAAACUCAAGCUGGUCGAGUUUCUCUACUUUUACCUGAUGCCGGAAACUCCAUCGCGGCCCGGCACCCCGGGCACCCCUCCGGGCCUACAGCGCAACCCCAGCAAGAUGUCGCGAAGUUCCCACAGCCCUCCGGGGCACAGAAAUUCCCGGGGGCCUCGCGACACUCGCACCACCGACGAGAAACAGGCCUUACUGGGACGAUACCUCAACAACGUCAAAGACCUGGUAGAGGAUCUCAAAGAAACGGCCCCGUUCGGAGCGACGGUGUGCUGACGUUUAUGAUCUGAGUCCGCAUGUAUAAUGAGCACGAGCAUGAGCAUGACGCACGACUGGCAAUGUUUCUUUUGUCAUGGUUCUUACUUUCUAUCACCCUCCUUGCUUUAUUUUUCUUUCCAUUUCCCUUUCUAUUCCCCUUUUCUUCUUCCCCA